Molecule: messenger RNA, 567 nt
Organism: Saccharomyces paradoxus
Lineage: Eukaryota; Fungi; Ascomycota; Saccharomycetes; Saccharomycetales; Saccharomycetaceae
Gene: SAP30
Product: Sap30p
Exons: 1
Coding region: 1-567 (188 amino acids)
Biological process (GO): regulation of DNA-templated transcription
Cellular component (GO): histone deacetylase complex
Molecular function (GO): transcription coregulator activity; protein binding
Source: RefSeq, a predicted model, not a curated record
AUGGCUAGGCCAAUUAAUUCAAACACUGAAACGGAAUCGAGAGGCAGGCCCACUCAAAGCGGUGGUUACGCAAAUAACAACAAUGGCAGCAAUAAUAACAAUAAUAAUAACAAUAAUAACAGCAACAACAGUAAUGGGCCUACUUCCAGCGGGAGAGCCAAUGGGAAGCAAAGGCUAACAGCCGCACAACAGCAGUACAUUAAGAAUCUCAUAGAGACACAUAUCACCGACAACCACCCUGAUCUACGUCCUAAGAGCCACCCGAUGGAUUUCGAAGAGUAUACGGAUGCGUUUCUGAGAAGGUACAAGGAUCAUUUUCAAUUGGACGUGCCGGAUAACCUGACGCUGCAGGGAUACAUUUUGGGCUCCAAAUUGGGCGCAAAGACUUAUUCAUACAAGAGAAACACACAGGGGCAGCACGAUAAAAGGAUACACAAGAGGGACCUGGCUAACGUGGUGAGAAGGCAUUUCGAUGAGCAUUCCAUCAAAGAGACUGACUGCAUACCGCAAUUUAUAUAUAAGGUAAAAAACCAGAAGAAGAAAUUCAAGAUGGAAUUUCGGGGCUGA